ACACAUGUAUUAAUUUAAUAUAAAUAUAGGAAUUAUUCAUCAAUAAAUCAAUAAACGCCAUUUUGAUUCUGUUUGAUUUUUUUCCUCCUUUCCAAAUCCCAAAUAUCAAAAAAUGCCAAAAGAAUUUUUCACGGUCGGUGCACUUUUAUAUAAAGAUUACGAUUUAUUAGAUGUAAAUGGUUCACUUCGUAUGUUAGGUUCAUUGAAAGCAAAUUUUAAUAUUAUAACUAUUACUCAAACUGGAGAACAUGUAACAUCAUUUACUCCUCAAAUCGCCAAUUACAUUAAUUAUAAUUUUGAAAAUUGUCCCGACUUUGAUAUAUUAUUCAUCCCAGGUGGUGUUGGAACCAGAGAUGAAUUGGAAAAUAGUGUUUUUUUGGAUUUUAUUAAACAACGCGUACCAAAAGUAAAAUAUGUGUUAACAGUAUGUACUGGUAGUGGGUUACUUGCUAAAACUGGUUUAUUGGAUGGAAAAAAAGCUACGACUAAUAAACUAGUUUGGAAUUGGAUGACUUCUUUUGGACCCAAUGUUGAAUGGGUAAGAAAGGCUAGAUGGGUUGUAGAUGGGAAAUUUUAUACUUCUUCUGGAGUUUCUGCCGGUAUGGAUAUGGUACUUGGAUUUAUUUCUGACAUAUACGGAAAGGAAGAGGCCGAUAAAGUUGCUUUAGAAGCCGAAUAUCAAUGGCAUGAUGAUCCUCAUUGGGAUCCAUUUGCCGACAAACUCCCUGGAACAGUUGAUUUGUCUACUAUUCCUUCCUAAGUUUUUAAAUUUCUUGAGAAAUUUGACUUUUUUAUUUUAUUAUUUUUCUUUCUGUUUUAUGUUUAUUGAUUCAUUUAUCAAAAAAAGAAUAAUAAUCAAUAAAAAUUAUAUUAUUUUUUUAAGUAAGAAUAAAAUUGAAAUUAUGUUAA
This is a messenger RNA of Rhizophagus irregularis DAOM 181602=DAOM 197198, 909 nucleotides long. RefSeq lists its product as uncharacterized. The record is from RefSeq and is a predicted model, not a curated record. Lineage: Eukaryota; Fungi; Glomeromycota; Glomeromycetes; Glomerales; Glomeraceae. Gene Ontology annotation, biological process: regulation of DNA-templated transcription.